Molecule: messenger RNA, 2659 nt
Organism: Meira miltonrushii
Lineage: Eukaryota; Fungi; Basidiomycota; Exobasidiomycetes; Exobasidiales; Brachybasidiaceae
Exons: 1
Coding region: 221-2569 (782 amino acids)
Molecular function (GO): oxidoreductase activity
Source: RefSeq, a predicted model, not a curated record
ACCGAUCAACUUAUACUGAUGUAAAGCCUGUCUCUCCCUCACUCCCGAUAACCGAUUUGAUCGUCAUUUGAAUCAUUGUUCCUUUUAUAAACAUCAUCAUUGCCUUGCAAACCUAGCGAGCAGGACUAAGCGAUGUCUCAACUAAAUCUGAACGAAAGAUAUUGUCAAUAAAGUAUAAAUAGCAAGCCAUACUCACAUAACGAAACCUCGAACGACAACAAUGAUGAACGACACUGCAUUUUCAACUCUAGGCCAUUGGGUCAACGACUUCAUUGCAAAAUACCCAUACGUGGCAAUCAUUUUAACAUCUCCAAUCAUCUUUGCAAUCACCUAUAGCCUUCUUCAUCCACACCUUGUUCCUGGAAAGCCAAAUGCGAUCUUAUUCUUAUUCUCCGAUUCUCCAUAUCCGCAACCUCGAGCUUCAACACUUUCAUUCACAAGUCAUAUUCGUGCUCGAAUAGAUUGGACCAUCCAUGCAUUCAAACGUGGAACGACACCUUGGGGAUUGAGCAAACAAAUUCGAUAUGAUCAUCAAAUCGAUUGGGCAAAUGGCGAAAGACCAAAAAAUGGUGAUUUGAUUUAUGCUUGGGAUCGUGUAUUUGAAUGGAAUGAAGAUUGUAUUGAUAUGGCAGCUUUGGAAGCUAUGCGAAAUUUAGGCGAUCCAAUCUCCGAAAACGUUUUGGACACUUUAUCAAAUCAACCAAAAGAGCAAGCCAAAUCGCACGAUACCAUGGAACGAGUUGCCACGCACAUCUUACACAAUCAAACGGAAGAGGAGGAUAACGUUUCACAAUUCUGGAAAGCUGUCUCGCGUCGUCCGCCAGUAGGAUGUGGAGCUUUGAGCUUGCAAUGGUACCUUAAGAAUGAUUUGCUGACUCAAGAAGAGGUCAAUCGAAUGGGCUAUGGCAAAGCAGACAUCAGGCUCACCGACGAGCCAAGCUGGACGCCUAAAACGGAUGAAAUGAUUGAAUCACGAUGGUCAAAAGAGCAAAUCCAGACGAUCCGGCAAGAAGAAGCAAACGUUCUACAACGUGCACGAACUGCAUUUCACAGAUACGGUCCCAAUAUGAGUGUUGGUCUUUUGCUUGUUGGAUUAGCAGGCGGUUUUGCAAGUCCACGAAUCGUUGAUGUGCUGAAAUCGACGGGGUAUCUAGUCGCCCCUCGUAAGAAGCGUAAAGUGGAAGACAAAGAAGAAGAUGCUCUACUUCAACGUCUGCACGAAUACGUUGAAAAGGGAAGGAACGACAUCCAGGAUCGAUUGGCAAAAACCCAAAAGACAAACAUCACCUCACAGGUCCUGGGCAAAUUAGACGUACCAAGUCCUGCCACUUCGGAUAGAACCUACAGACGUUUGCUGGAAACGAUGACGUUCUUGCUUGAUUUGAAUGAAACGCCCGAGUCACUCGUUCCGCCGUCGCCACACAUUAGUAGCAAGGACAAAGAGAUUAUGUCCGCUCAAGAUUUGCUCAACACGGGCGGAAAGGGUUGGCUGGCUUGUUGUCGAGUUCGUUUUCUACACACAAGUGUUCGUAAGAGAUUGCAUGGCAGUACGGGUGAAGAUGGUACAUACUCCUCAGCCAAAUCCGGAUUGGCGAUCAAUCAAGAAGACUUGUUGGCAACCCUUUGUGCUUUCAGUGUUGCACCUCUAUGGGCAUUACAACGUCUUGGUUUGACACCCACGCAACAAGAAAGACAGGAUAUAUGCGCUUUUUGGCGACAUGUUGGUUUCUAUAUGGGCAUCGAGCCACGACUUUUGCGACGUCAUUUCCGUGAUGUACAUUCGGCAGAACGUACAUUCUCCUGCAUCUCCUCACAUCACUUUCUCCCAUUUGCAGGAUUGACAGACAGUUCCUCUACUCCACCGCCAAGCAUCCCAAGCGCUUUUGGACCUUCAUUGAUGCAUGACGCCAACAAAGAAGUUCAAAUGAGUUCAGAAUUACUGCAAAGUAUGGCAGAUCUUGCCUCGCGGUUCGAUUUCGAUCAAGGUCCUGCAUUACCACUUUUAUGGUCAGUUGCUAAUCGACCUCCCGGUAAGAUGACUUUUGCAACAUUGUGUGCGAUUGCACGUUUCUUGCUGGGUCCCGGUCUAGCAAAUGCAACUUCUUUGCCUAGAACAACCACGAUGCAAUAUCUCACCAUGCGAUUCAGAUUGUUUGUCCUUGCAUAUCCUGUUGUCUUUGGUACAUAUUAUGCACGCCGAUCGUGGAGCGUUGAAUUACGCACAAUGUGGGUUGAAUUGAUUCGAAGGGUAGUUGUUUGGUGCAGCCAAGGCAAACGUACUUCCUUUGCAACGUCUCGUGAUGGUACACAUGAUGAUACCUACUCCCCUUAUGUCCUGGACCCAAAUGCGGGAAAGCGAAUCAUGAAGAAUUACUGGAGAAUCAUGAGUGAAAUGAUUUUUGUUUCUAUGGUAGCAGGUUUGAUUGUUGUAGGCGUUUUUGCAUAUGCCCUUCAUCUUUCCAUCUUUCUCGUUCGAUCACAUGGACAGGAAGCACUUCAUCUUCUUACCUCCCAUUCUCACCAAUUUGUACAACACUACGCACCUGCGCUUUUUGCGCAUCUUAGCUGAUGAACAGAAAUGGAUAUGUAUCUGCUCAUGCCUGUCUGCCAUCCUCCUCUUCCUUGUACUGACUCGUGGUAAGCUCCUCCAUCGGCUCUG